AUGUUUAUUUUGAUUUUGGUGGCCUUUCUCAAUAUAUGCAAAGCUCAACUGAAAUGCAAAGACUCACAUAAUUUAACUGUUUAAAUGGAACUAAAAAUCUUAAUUCCCAACUAUAAUUGUUAUCUCAAUACUACUUAAGAAGUCUUGGUCAAUAUGACAUCAUAGAAUGCAAGUUUAGUUAUAACAGGAUAAAAACUUUAACUUAAUGAGAAUAUUUACUUUGAAGGAUUCAAUAGUGUUCAAUUUUAAGAGUUAGAAGUUAAUACAAAUACACAUUCAAUAAUUUCUGAUUCACAAAUCAUAUUAAAAAAGGUCACACUUUAGAAGCAUUGUCGUUUUAUAGGUUCAUUAAUCAUAAUUGAGAAUGUGACUAUUACUUAAAAUGUAUUUAGAAAUAGAUAAAUGUUUUCUUCACCUGUUAUGAUUAACGGGUUAUUCAUAAAGGAUACCUCAUUAUUUCAAAGUUCAAUCACAAAUCAAUACCUUGAACUUUAAAACCUUUUUUUAGAAUCAGUUCAUAUUAUUAAUUCAACUUUAGGAAGUGUAGAUUGUAUUAAUUAAAUUGUAAUAUCAAAUUCUUUUAUUGCAUCAAGUGAAUUUUUAAAAUGUAAUAUAAUUUAAGAGAUCAAAUUAUAUGAUUCAUUUAUAAUAUUAUCAUCCUUGAUAAGAGCAUCAGGUUGUGUCCAUAUUUCAGUUAGAAAUGUUUCACUCAGUAAAGCUACUUUAUUUAUAUUGGAUAAUGAAAAUUAAGUACAAAUGAAAAAUAUUAAUUUUUCAUUAAUAACCUCAGAUUCCUCAUUAAUUACUGUCAAUAGUCCAUAUAUUAAUAUAACUGAUAUGGUGAAUUAUUAAUUGAAAGUCUAAUCUAUCUUUUAAAUAAGUAGUACUGACAUGUAUAUUAAGAAUAUAACAUGUUAGGAAUUAGAUGGGAGUAUAUUAUUGUCAAAUUAAAGUUAAGAUUUAAUACUUCUAAUAAAUUAAUUUAAUUUGAUAGAGAGUACAUCUAGAAAAUUAUUUGACAUGAGUGGUUCAUUUUAAAUUAGGACUGGUAUAUUCAAAUCAAAUAAUUGUUCAUUAAUUAAUAGUAUAAUAAUUCAUGAAGUUUGGAUAGAUUCAGUAAUAUUUUAAGAUCUAAAUAAUCAAUUAAUAUUAUCAAUAUCUGAUUCUAAUACUCUUCAUUUAACAAAUUUAACAAUAAUAGCUUGUGAAUAAAUUAUAUUUGCUAAAUUUAAUACUAUUAUAAGUGUAACCUUAUAAAAUAUUAAAUUAAAUAAUUGUAAAGAAUGUAAUUUUAUAGUUUAAAAUCAAACAAACACAUUUAUGAAAGAUAUAAAUAUAUAAGAUAUCUAAAAUUUCUUUAGUACUUUAAUAUACUCAUAAAAUUCUAAUUUAGUAUUGAAAAGAUUAAAUUUAAAAAAUAUAUCAUCUAAUGCUCAAUAAAUAAUAACUAUAGUUGAAGGUGAAGUAAUUGAGUUAACAAAUUUAAUUAUCAAUAAUGUAGAAUGUUAAUUUUGUGAAGGUAUUAUUAAAAUUUCAAAUUUUCAUUCUGCACAAAUUUCUAAAUCAAAUUUCUCAAAUUUAUUAACAUUUUAAGGUACAUUAAGUAUUGAAAACACUAUAAAUUUUACAGCCAUAAAUAAUCAAUUUAUUAAUAUAACAGCUAUUGAUGGAACUAGUUUUUAUAUUUUUAAUUCCUCUAUAAAAAUAUUAUAAAAUGAUUUUAUCAAUUUAAUAGCAAAAUAAAAAGGAGGUGCUAUUUAUCAUAUUCAAGCAUAUAAUACAACAUAUUAUAUAGAAAAUAAUAGUGUAUCAAAUAUUACAUCUUCAAAAGGAUUAUUUACUUAUUUAGUUACUGAAUCCAUAACAGCUUUACAUACUGAUUUCUAUAUAGAUGGACCAGUAUUCUUUGAGAUCUUUAAUUAAACUUAUAGUCUUAAUAGUCUAAUAAGAAAAUAGAUUUUUUUAUCUUUUCAAAAUUUUAAAAGUGGAAAAGAAAUUAAUUUUAAUAUAAGUAUUUUGGAUAGUGACAAAGUUAGAUUAUGUAAAUUCUAAGAAAAUAUCUAUUUAAAUAAUUAUUCAUAUAAUUUUGAUUAAUACAGAUGUAAUUAUGAAAUAUCAUAUUUAUAUUAUUAAUAAGAACCCUAAGAUGAAUAACUUGCAAUAAUAAUUCUAUUGGAAUCAUUAAAAUUAUAUAAUAACAUACCAUUUUCUAUUUAAGUUUUACUUAAUUUUACUUAAUGUGAAAUAGGAGAAUAAUGGAUAAGAAAUUCAUGUUAAAGAUGUAUGUAUGGAACUUAUAGUUUUGAUUUCUAAGCACCCUGUUUAUAAUGUAUACCAUAGGCUCAUUCUUGUUCAGGUGGAGCUGAAAUAGAUAUAAAGCCAGGAUAUUGGAGACCACAUAAUCUAACUGAUAGUAUUGAAUAAUGCAAACCCUAAUUAUCACUAUGUUUGGGUGGUAUAAAUAAUUUUACUUGUGGGGAAGGAUAUUUAGGAGCCAUUUGUUAAGAUUGUGAUUAUUAUUCAAUAAGAUGGGAGAAAUAAUAUGCUAGAAGUCUUUCCAAUUAUUGUGUUGAAUGUCAAUUUAAUUUGAUAGAUCAAAUUAAACCAAUUUUAGCAUUUCUAUGGAUAUCAGUAAUAUUAAUCUAUUAAUUUUUUAGAGUGUCCUCUAUCUUUCUGUUUGUGGAGCCUUAAAGAUGGCUAGAGCUUAAUUGAUUGGACAUUAUCUUAGACUUAUUGGAUUACAUUUUGGUACUAGAUCAACAAUGACUAUAGAUCAAACAGAAGUGUUACUUAAAAUGAUAUCUACUUACUUUUAAUUGCUCUCUAUUUUAUUGGUUCUUAAUAUCAAGAUACCUCAACCAUUUCAAUUUUUAUCUCAAAUUAUUGGAAACCCUCUUUAAACUUUUGGAUUUUAAAUUGAAUGUUUACUAAUUAAAAUGUAAUUCUAAAUUGAAAUAGUGUAUCUCAAAUAAAUAUGGAACCUAAUUACAUCAAUUAUUUUUGUAUCUCUUUUUAUAUUCACAUAUUUCAUUCAAUCUCUUUGUAAACAUUUGGAAAACUCAAUUUAAACAAUAUUUAUUAAUAGUUUAAUUUAGGUUUUAUUUUAUUUCUAAGGUGAUUUAAUAGAAGGAUUGUUUGAAAUACUAUUUUGUCUCAAGGCAUCUGGAUAAUAUUAUAUAUAGGCAUCCACAUAAUAUAUUUGUUAUACUAAUGAACAUUAAAUUUAUAUAAGAGCCUACAUAAUUCCUGUAUUAUUAACAAUAGGAUUAUUUAAGCCUUUGUUUUAUUUCAUUAAACUUAAUAGAAACAAGAAUAAACUGUGGACAUGUUAAAUUAGAUUACCUUAUGGUUACCUAUUUAUAGAGUAUAAGAAUCAAUAUUAUUAUUGGGAAUUUGUACGAUUUAUUGUUAAAUCAAUGUUUUAUAUUCUUUCUACAUUACUUAUUUAAGAUUUCAAAUUAUUAUUUUUAUUUGUUAUAUUAGUAUUACUAUGUUAUUUAGAAUUACUCAAUAAAACUUAACCAUAUUUAGACCAUAAGUUCAAUGUUUUAGAUAAGGUUUCAACAUAAUUAGAAAUAGUCAGUUUAAUUUUAGCUUAUAUUUAAGAUGAUAAUAAUAAUUAAUACAUUGUGGAUAUUACAAAUAUUUUAAUAUCCAUCAUUAACUUGAUUUUCAUUCUUUAUUUUAUUUAUAAAAUAAUGAUUGAAUUGAGUUUAGAAUAUAAAAAGAAGAUAUAAGAAAAAUUAAUUACUAUGAUUGAAAGAUUUCCUUGGUUGGGUAAAUGUAUUAAGAAACCAGUUCCUUCUACAAUGCCAGCACGUAUUAAUUAUCUUUGGAAAAAGGCACGAUUACAUGUUUAUAAUUUUAUAUCUUAAAUUGGAAAUAAUACUUUAGAAACUAAAAGUCAAGCUUCAACUAUUUAACGUAGUUUUGAUAUCAAUCAACCUGGUUUGUUAAAUACUCUUAAACCAUAAUUAAUGAAAUACUUGUAACAUUUUUGUUAAAUUUUUAAGGUAAUAUCCGCAUUCUCAAUUACGAAAUUAAGGUUAAUAAUUAGAAGUUUCAUAGUAGUCUAGUGAAAAUGUUUCUAUAAAUUAGAGUUAGAUUUUGGAAAAACAUUAAUAAAUAAAUGAUUCUUCUCUUAUAUAGCAUAAGCAAGAAUAAUAAAAUAAAGAAGAAGAAUGUUCUUAAGUGCAAAGAUAAACAUCUAAUUAGAAUAUUAAGAAAUGCACAUCGUUUAUAAUUUAACCAAAAUUAAAAAUUAAAGUAAUAAAAAAACAAAGAAUUUGA
Messenger RNA from Paramecium pentaurelia, 4290 nucleotides. Lineage: Eukaryota; Ciliophora; Oligohymenophorea; Peniculida; Parameciidae. The record is from the annotation of a GenBank genome assembly.